Ananas comosus (pineapple) is the source of this 789-nucleotide messenger RNA. Its product is annotated as histone H3.2. NCBI's taxonomy places the organism in Eukaryota, Viridiplantae, Streptophyta, Magnoliopsida, Poales, Bromeliaceae. Bases 252 to 662 code for a protein of 136 amino acids. The transcript has a single exon. Gene Ontology annotation, cellular component: nucleosome. Gene Ontology annotation, molecular function: protein heterodimerization activity; DNA binding; structural constituent of chromatin. The record is from RefSeq and is a predicted model, not a curated record.
UUAAUCGGACGAACAGAAAACUGUUCAGCGAAAAAGCAGGAACGCCUUUCCCGCCUCUCUCUCUCCCCGCUCCCUCCUCGUCCCAAAUUCCAAAUUCCAAUCUCCCCCUCCCCCCCUCCUCGCCGGGGCUACAAAUACCCCCCAUCACCAUCAAACAAGCAGAAGAAUCCCAUCUCCAUCUCCCCCACUCGAGCAGAGCAAGAGCAAGAGCAAGAGCAAAGCAAAUUAGAGCAGAGCAGAGCAGAGAGAGGAUGGCUCGGACGAAGCAGACGGCGCGGAAGUCGACGGGGGGGAAGGCGCCGAGGAAGCAGCUGGCGACGAAGGCGGCGCGGAAGUCAGCGCCGGCGACGGGUGGGGUGAAGAAGCCGCACCGGUUCCGGCCGGGGACGGUGGCGCUGCGGGAGAUCCGCAAGUACCAGAAGAGCACGGAGCUGCUGAUCCGGAAGCUGCCCUUCCAGCGCCUCGUGAGGGAGAUCGCGCAGGACUUCAAGACGGACCUGCGCUUCCAGAGCUCCGCCGUCGCCGCGCUGCAGGAGGCCGCCGAGGCCUACCUGGUCGGGCUCUUCGAGGACACCAACCUCUGCGCCAUCCACGCCAAGCGCGUCACCAUCAUGCCCAAGGACAUCCAGCUCGCCCGCCGCAUCCGCGGAGAGCGCGCCUAGAAAUCUGAUAUUAUAUUACAUCAAUCAAUCACGCCCUUUCCUUUCCUUUCCCUUCCUCCUCUUAAGCAUAGGAUGUUUUGUAUGUACGUUUGUGUCUGUGUUCUCCUCUGCUCUUGAGUUUGUUCUA